AUGAGCACACUUACCAAUUCCCCUGUAUAUAAACAACUCUUCCGCCCACUCAGCAGUAAUUGGAUGCUUAGCUCCUGUGUUGCCACGGGUUGCGGGAGUGCACUCACGUACUGGUGGUAUACCCGCAAGACGAAGGCUGUGUUGAAACAGACACAGGAGAACUGCCAAGCCAUUGCUGAGCGUGCGUUUGUGGAGAGCCGACAGUUGCUGAAGAGUCUUGAGGAUGACUGGGCGCGGGAUAUGAAAUCACGAGACACUUCUGUACGCCGGCUUGAAUUGCAAAAUGUUGAACAAACUCGCAGUAUUGCACGGUUGGAUGCGGCGAUGAAGUUGUGCAUUGCGCCAGGGCCCCAGGUACCAGAGUAA
Molecule: messenger RNA, 366 nt
Organism: Trypanosoma theileri
Lineage: Eukaryota; Euglenozoa; Kinetoplastea; Trypanosomatida; Trypanosomatidae
Product: ADG1 protein
Exons: 1
Coding region: 1-366 (121 amino acids)
Source: RefSeq, a predicted model, not a curated record